Molecule: messenger RNA, 1094 nt
Organism: Panthera uncia (snow leopard)
Lineage: Eukaryota; Metazoa; Chordata; Mammalia; Carnivora; Felidae
Gene: RASD1
Product: ras related dexamethasone induced 1
Exons: 2
Coding region: 215-1054 (279 amino acids)
Molecular function (GO): GTP binding; GTPase activity
Source: RefSeq, a predicted model, not a curated record
CAGGCUGCAUAUAAGGGCGGCCUCCCGGCGCGGAGAACCAGAACGAGCGACUUUGUGCCACAGCCGGAGCCGAGCUCGAGCCGGAGCCCAGCCCCAGCCGACACCCCAGCCCGAGCGGAGCGCAGCCUCCCAGCCGCGCAGCGCCGCGCCGCGCCCCCAGCCACCCUCCGUACUUCUCUCGGCCCCGCGUUCGCCCCCGCGGCCCCUCCGCCCAAUGAAACUGGCCGCGAUGAUCAAAAAGAUGUGCCCGAGCGACUCGGAGCUGAGUAUCCCGGCCAAGAACUGCUACCGCAUGGUCAUCCUCGGCUCGUCCAAGGUGGGCAAGACGGCCAUCGUGUCGCGCUUCCUCACGGGCCGCUUCGAGGACGCCUACACGCCCACCAUCGAGGACUUCCACCGCAAGUUCUACUCCAUCCGCGGCGAAGUCUACCAGCUCGACAUCCUCGACACGUCCGGCAACCACCCGUUCCCCGCCAUGCGGCGCCUCUCCAUCCUCACUGGAGACGUGUUCAUCUUGGUGUUCAGCCUGGACAACCGCGACUCUUUCGAGGAGGUGCAGAGGCUCAAGCAGCAGAUCCUCGACACCAAGUCCUGUCUCAAGAACAAAACCAAGGAGAACGUGGACGUGCCGUUGGUCAUCUGCGGCAACAAGGGUGAUCGGGACUUCUACCGCGAGGUGGAGCAGCGCGAGAUCGAGCAGCUGGUGGGCGACGACCCCCAGCGCUGCGCCUACUUCGAGAUCUCGGCCAAGAAGAACAGCAGCCUGGACCAGAUGUUCCGGGCGCUCUUCGCCAUGGCCAAGCUGCCCAGCGAGAUGAGCCCGGACCUGCACCGCAAGGUGUCGGUGCAGUACUGCGACGUGCUGCACAAGAAGGCGCUGCGGAACAAGAAGCUGUUGCGAGCCGGCAGCGGCGGCGGGGACCCGGGCGACGCCUUCGGCAUCGUGGCGCCCUUCGCCCGCCGGCCCAGCGUGCACAGCGACCUCAUGUACAUCCGUGAGAAGGCCAGCGGCGGCAGCCAGGCCAAGGACAAGGAGCGCUGCGUCAUCAGCUAGGAGCCCCCCGCCCCCAGUCCCCAGUACACCCCCCCCCCGC